AUGCUGUUCCAAAGCCUCACCUGCGGCGGCUGCCAAGUGCCGUAUGAUCCGGAGGAGGAGAUGGCGCACACGCCGAAGUACACCCCCGCCGAUGGUUCGGUCCGCUGUGGCAGAUGCGAGCCCGAUCUUCCUGUUGCCUGGCACGUCCUUCACUUGAUCCAGUUGCCGGGAAUGAAGAAGACCAAGCUCGGCUACGUCUGCGAAGGUGCCCCGCCGUUUCCGAAGUGCACCAAGUGUGAUGAGUACUUCAAAGAUUCGAGUGAGACCCGUGUUCUGCCGUGUGCUCAUCAGAUCUGCACCGGAUGUAUCACCAAGCAUAAGGACCAGCAGGCGAUCGGUUGCACCAUGUGCAAGCAAGUGACCAACGCUACUGCCAUCCGAGAGUCGCCCUUGUUCAAGAACUUCUACAACAAUCUCUCGUUGAUGAGCCUUGAGAAAAUGCGGGAAACGAUUUCCUCGAAUCGUCAGAGCUGUGAGGGAUGCCACUCGCUGUUGCCGAUCGAGAGCUUCUUCUUCUGCAAUGACUGCAAACUCCGUGUCUGUGGCAUUUGCACCUUUACGGGCCAUAAGGAACACGCGGACGUGGUACGGCUUCUCCACACUGAAAAUGCCGCUCUUGAGAAGGCAACGGUCAAGAAAAUCAACACGAUUUAUCAGGACCUAAAGGGCAACAUCCAGGACUUGCAUGAGGAGCUGACCGCUACCCUGACGCGUCUUCACAAUGCGCUUUCGAAAAGCAUUGGAGACAUCCGCCACCAGGAGAAGUACAACGAUUCCAAGUCGAUCGUCGACCAAGUCCAGGGCAUCACCACUUUGUUCUCCGAGCGCGUCGAGGAGUACUUUCCGGCCGUCCGUGAAUUCAACGUGCACCUCAAGGACCUUUGCGAUAAAAUCGAGGUGAAAGCUGAC
This is a messenger RNA of Mesorhabditis spiculigera, 909 nucleotides long. The record is from the annotation of a GenBank genome assembly. Lineage: Eukaryota; Metazoa; Nematoda; Chromadorea; Rhabditida; Rhabditidae.